Messenger RNA from Echinops telfairi (small Madagascar hedgehog), 201 nucleotides. RefSeq names its product protein transport protein Sec61 subunit gamma-like. Gene Ontology annotation, molecular function: transmembrane protein transporter activity. The record is from RefSeq and is a predicted model, not a curated record. Gene Ontology annotation, cellular component: membrane; Ssh1 translocon complex. NCBI's taxonomy places the organism in Eukaryota, Metazoa, Chordata, Mammalia, Afrosoricida, Tenrecidae. Gene Ontology annotation, biological process: post-translational protein targeting to membrane, translocation; protein targeting.
AUGGAUCAGCUAAUGCAGUUUGUUGAACCCAGUCGGCCAUUUGUGAAGGACUCAAUUUGGCUGGUUAAAAGGACCAAACCUGAUAGAAAGCAUUUGAAAAUUGGCAUGGCAAUGCCAAUAGGAUUUGCUGUAAUUGGAUUCAUUGGCUUCUUUGUGAAAUUGAUCCAUAUCCCUAUUAAUAACAUCAUUGUUGGUGGCUGA